Akanthomyces muscarius is the source of this 267-nucleotide messenger RNA. RefSeq lists its product as uncharacterized. NCBI's taxonomy places the organism in Eukaryota, Fungi, Ascomycota, Sordariomycetes, Hypocreales, Cordycipitaceae. The transcript has a single exon. Bases 1 to 267 code for a protein of 88 amino acids. The record is from RefSeq and is a predicted model, not a curated record.
AUGGGUGCCAACCUGUCAUCCACCUUUGAGCCCGACACCUCCAAGGUUGUCCUCAGCCCGCAGGAUCGAUUCGCCGACAUUCUCGCGGCUGCUCUCUGGGCGGGCUCGCUCUACGCCAUCGUCAUGAUCUGGACGACCUGCGCGCUCAUCGAUCGCUGGAGAGGCCCCUCCGACAAGAUACGAACGGGACCGGGGUCAGUCGUUGCCGCGCUGGCGCUGUCUACGGCAUGGCCUGUCGUCAUGCUAUACAUGGUGAUGAACAGUUAA